AUGGCACACCGGGCAUCGAUGCUACCGCCGCAGCACGGGCGGCAAUCGCUGUACCCGGGCGCGUCCGUCAUGGGUGGACCCGGCGGUGGGGGAGGAGCGAGUUCGCAGGCCAAGCUACAGGCCAAGCAGGCUGAGCUGGAGGGGCUCCGGGCGCUGCGCGACCUCUCUGCGCGCAUGGCGAGGGAGAUGGAGAGGCUGGCCGACCAGACCGAUACGCUCGUCGAGGGCGGCGAUGCUGUGGCCGGCGUCAUGUCGCAGUGGGAGGGCGUCUUCCGGGCCAUCCAGAUCGCAAGAGCAUCCACAUCCCUCGUGUCUCCGCCCCUGCAGUACCACAACCCGGGCAUGGUCCUCGACACGGGCGACGACGAUACGGCAUCCAACCACUCGGACCGCGGCGGCGACGGACGCGACAACGACGACGACGACGACGGCGGCGACGAGCGGGGCGCACCGCCGGCCGGGAAGAGGGUGCUCCUCGAUACCAUCGUUCGGCUGCCCAUCGACCUCGACGGCGAGGGCGCCGCGGACCAGUCCAACGACGCCGCCGAGCUCGACGCCGACCAGAGCGCCGCGCCGCCGCAGACGUCCUCGGCAACCUAA
Molecule: messenger RNA, 600 nt
Organism: Pseudozyma flocculosa PF-1
Lineage: Eukaryota; Fungi; Basidiomycota; Ustilaginomycetes; Ustilaginales; Ustilaginaceae
Exons: 3
Coding region: 1-600 (199 amino acids)
Biological process (GO): attachment of spindle microtubules to kinetochore; mitotic cell cycle
Cellular component (GO): mitotic spindle midzone; mitotic spindle; mitotic spindle pole body
Source: RefSeq, a predicted model, not a curated record